Sclerotinia borealis F-4128 is the source of this 1155-nucleotide messenger RNA. The record is from the annotation of a GenBank genome assembly. NCBI's taxonomy places the organism in Eukaryota, Fungi, Ascomycota, Leotiomycetes, Helotiales, Sclerotiniaceae.
AUGUACAAAUUGCAAACUCUCCCACGGCUUCAGAGCUGUUCUAAGGCGUAUCUUAGUUCAAGAUGCGCCUAUGCUACGACGUCCUAUAGUACACCUGCGCCAUAUGCCUCUAGAUUAUCGGAAGAAGAUAUAAAUCAAGCCAGGACAUAUUGUUCCAAUCUUAUACAAAAAUUUGAUUCGCCAUCCUAUACUCUACAAACCUUCAUUCCUCCCUCAACGAAAGAUGCCUACCUUUCAAUCCGUGCUCUCAAUAUUGAAUUAGCCCGCAUUCCAGAUAUUGUAUCCAAUUCAACUGUCGGAGCUCUGCGCAUGCAAUUCUGGCGAGAUAAUUUGAAUCGAACAUUUGCGAAUACGCCUCCAAAAGAACCCGUCGCUAUCCUUCUACAUCAUGCGCUCACGACUCUCCAAUCGCGAUAUGAAGGAAUCAGCACAAGUGUGAUGAAGGGAUGGUUCAUGAAGGUCGUCAAUACGAGGGAACAGUACAUGGAUAAUCGACCUUACACAAAUAUGGAAGCGUUAGAAAUGUACGCGGAGAAUACAUAUUCAACAUUAAUGUACUUGACAUUAGCAACUUUGCCUCUUCAAUCGAUGGCAGCAGACCAUGUUGCCAGUCAUAUUGGUAAAGCGGCUGGAAUUGCUGCAGUUCUAAGAGGUUUGCCACUUAUAGCAUUUCCGCCACCACCGAAUCAUCAUAGCAAUAAUGGCGGUGCCCUUGGUGGCAAUGCUGGCAGUCGUCAAGGGGCAGUGGUCUUACCAUUAGAUGUUAUGGCCGAAACCGGUGUUAAAGAGGAAGAUGUGCUGAGACUUGGGGCAGAAGCUCCCGGUUUGAAAGAUGCCAUAUUUACAGUGGCGACAAGAGCAAAUGAUCAUUUGAUCACUGCCAGGGAAAUGUUAAAGAACCUCCAAGCAGGUAAAGAAGCAGGUCACGAGUUCGAACAUCAAGGUGAGGACGGUCACUACUAUGCAGAAAGUGAGAACACCCAGGUCAGCGAUAUGGAAAGAGGUUUUGGUAUCUUUAUGCAAGCCGUCCCUACAAGAUUGUGGCUUGAAAAACUGGAAAAGCUGGAUUUUGAUGUCUUCAGGCCAGAGCUUCGGGCAAGGGAGUGGAAGUUGCCAUACAAGACAUACUGGGCAUAUACUCGGCGAACCAUUUGA